AUAACCUGCGCAAUGAGGGAUAACACAAAUGAAAUGCAAGUGUGUUUGAUUGGGGUUGGCACAAAACUCUGCAGGACACGUACAGUAGCCCUCCAGUAGGCUACCCAAGAUCAACGCCUGCUGUAAUCUGUUAACAUGGUCAUGGGUACGUAAAAAAUGAUGUCCAGCAUACCCAAACGGAGUAUGUGUGAAACUGGUGUUAACUCUGGGUUACUUAGGCGGGUUGACUGAACUAACUCUUAAAUUGUGUUUUGGAACCGACAGAGAAAGCAAGUUUGGGGUUCAUCAACCCCAAAUUAGGGGUUAAUCUGAUGGUAAAUUAACCCUGCUUUCUAGAAUACAACCCUGAUCAUACUAAGAUUAUAAACAACCUUAAAUUUGCAUACCAUAUUUGUUUAAUAGGUGCUCAAAUAUGAUGAAUAGAUUUAUUGUGAGUGAAGCAGCUAGCUUUAAGUUUCAAGUUAAUUUAAAGGAAAAAUAAUGAUAUCCCUACUAAAAUAUCCAACAAAAGACCAGCAUAAAAUAAUGACGAAAGUAGUGACGUAUAUAAAAAAAGUUGGUGUGGUGUUGUUUUUUACAGUAUAUGUUCUGCAGCUAGGAGGCAGUAUUGAAUUAGUUUAACUCUGCAUGGAAAAGUUUGAGAGACUCAACACGAGUUUAUAACUAUAUCAUAACUAUUUACUCAUUCUGAAAGUGAAAGUAUUGUUAAUGUUUAAAAGAGUGAGCGCACUGGAGAAAGAUCAUUGUGAGCUUAAACCUCCUCAUGGUGAAGACAAACAGAGCUGGAUGAUGGGUGCUGUUAAUGUUGUACUACUGGUCCUGCUGGUUUGGACUUUCACUGCUGUCUGUGAGGCUGAUGAUGAUAUCAUAAUUACCUGUGAAGUUGUGACUGCACCUGUGGGAGAUAAAAUAAAUGUCACCUGCACAGUCUCUUAUCUGAACCAAAACUGCUACACGACCAUGUACAAGUUUACUGAUACAGCAGCAGCUGGUGAUAUCUGUAAAGAGGAGUUCAGCAAGGAUCUCCUUAAACAAGAUAGACGUUUCUCAUGUCCUUACACUGCAGAUAAAGCCAUGACAACAAGAUUCCAAUUCUAUUUACAAAGCACAUGUGGACAAAGGACAACAGACUUCAGUGUGAACACAACAGAUAUCAUAAUUAACUGUGAAGAUGUGACUGCACCUGUGGGAGAUAAAAUAAAUCUCGCCUGCACAGUCUCUAGUCUGAACCAAAUCUGCUACACGACCAUGUACAAGUUUACUGAUACAGCAGCUGGUGAUAUCUGUAAAGAGCAGUUCAGCAAGGGUCUCAGUAAACAAGAGAGCAGAGUUUCAUGUCCUUACACCGCAAAAAAACCCAUGACAACGAAAUUUAAAUUCAAUUUACAAACCACAUGUGGAGCAAAGACAACAUACUUCAGUGUGAAGAUAACAGAUGUCAUAAUUAACUGUGAAGAUGUGACUGCACGACGUGUGGGAGAUAAAAUAAAUCUCACCUGCACAGUCUCUUAUCUGAACAAAAAAUGCUGCGUGAAGAUGUACAGGUAUAUUAAUACAGAAGCAGCUGAUGACCCAACAAUCUGUAGAGAGGACUUCAGAAGUGAUUCCUGUAUACAAGAGAGCAGAUUUUCAUGUCCUUACACUGCAAAUAAAGCCAUGACAGCAACAUUAAAAUUCUUUUUGCAAACCAACUGUGGAUUAUACACAAAAUUAUUCACUGCAAAUAUAGCAGAUGCUAGUAGAGAUGACCCAGAUAAACCUUCAGAGGAACCUCCUGUGCAAACAACAGAUAAAACAACGAUUGCUGUCGUCAUUUGUCUCUUGAGCUGUUUCGUCAUUGUGAUCGUGGCAUUGUUUCUCUGGAAAAGACGGAAGACGUCUAGAUCUCCACCAGAUUAUAAUAUGGGUGUUUCUAGACCUCCGCAGGAUUAUAAUAUGGCUGCAUGUGAAAAUAACAUCAGUGAACCUUCAGAUGAAGAAGCAGCGUUAAAAGAAACAUCAGUGAAUGCUCAGACCGUGUCCAUGUAACAACAGCAUCACAUCAACCUAAUAUUUAUGUUGCAGGAUUAUGAGUCUUUGAUUGGAUGGUUUAAAAGGACUAAAGCUCCGUUUUCUGUUUUAUAUUUCUGUGAAAUAUGAUUGUUAUUGAUCUGUUUUAUCAGAUUGUAUUUUAUAUAGAGCUUAAAUGUAAAAUGACUUGUAGCGUAUUUAUAUGUUAAAGAAAAUAAUUUUAAAAUCAACACUUGGCCUGUAUAAACUUAUUAAGAUGCACAGACCAAACUAUGUUUGCUUGUAUUUCUCUAAUUUAUUCAAUGCUUUAUUCUCUGCAUUUGGCGUUGGUAAUAUUAACUUCUGUUUUUGAAACUUUCUACAUCUUCAAACUAAUUUUAAUAUAAUGUACCGAAAUGUUCUCAUGAUUAUAUUGCCUAAACUGCAGUUUUUUUUGGGGGGGGCAACAUAUCAUGAUUGAUGUCUGAUCUUUUUUAUCGGUCUAAAGUUUUACUGUAUUAUAAAUGUAUCACAUGUGAUGAAUAGCUGCUGAAUGUAUUGUUUGUAUUCUGAAGUUUCUCUGCUGAUGCUCUUCACUUAUCCUACACUGCAAAAUCACCAGUGUUAAAUCUACACUGCUGUAGUUUAUAUGGGAAACACCAUGUCUGUAUAAACUACAGCAGUGUAGAUGUAACACUGGUGAUUUUGCUUUGUAUAAAGUAAAUAAGAGACAAACAGAAAAUUUGUGAAAUUAAAAAAACAUUAGUUAUCUUCUUAAACCAUGAAGCUAUUUUGGGGAUUUUUGCCUGGAUUUGGCCUAACCAAUUUCAAAAGCUUCCCAUACCCACAUGCAGAGGUUUACAUACAAAAGUUUGGUAUCAUUUUACAGGAAACCCUUUGAAAUUACACAAAAUACUGUUGAAAGUGCAAAACAUGGUUGUAUGUUUUUUCAGUCCUCUAAUAAACACAAAAAUAAAUAUGCGCUUUUUGAUGUUUUUUUUCUAAAGUUUUUACUUGAAAGUGUAUAACUCUGGACCUGGGUUACAUAACUUCAAGACAAAUAUUGUUAUUUAUGUCGUUUUUCCUAUGACAAUGUAUGUCAAAAACACAGUUUUAUGUUUGUUUCUGUGGAGAAUCACGUUUAUUCAAUGAUUGACUUAAAGUCAGUCAUUAAUUUUGUGUUAUAAUACAAUUUAUAAGUUAUAAUUUCAAAAGUAAUAUAAAGUUAUAUGCAACGG
Paramisgurnus dabryanus is the source of this 3227-nucleotide messenger RNA. NCBI's taxonomy places the organism in Eukaryota, Metazoa, Chordata, Actinopteri, Cypriniformes, Cobitidae. The record is from RefSeq and is a predicted model, not a curated record.